This is a messenger RNA of Ruditapes philippinarum (Manila clam), 908 nucleotides long. RefSeq lists its product as uncharacterized. The coding region runs from base 108 to 908 and encodes 266 amino acids. The record is from RefSeq and is a predicted model, not a curated record. Gene Ontology annotation, molecular function: DNA binding. The transcript has a single exon. Lineage: Eukaryota; Metazoa; Mollusca; Bivalvia; Venerida; Veneridae.
CGGUUUAAGAGGAGUUGCGUUCACAAGAUUUCGGGACGUACGGACGGACGGACGGACGGACUGACUGACUGACGGAUUGACGGACGGACGGACAAGUGCAACGCUAUAUGCUCCCACAUUGUGGGGGCAUAAAAACUAUCUGGUUAAUUAUUGGAUCAGAUAUCAACAAAGAAACCAAGUUAAAUGGUACAUAUUCAGCUACUCAGUGCGAGCAGAAAUGGAAAAAUAUUACUAAAGUGUAUAGGGACACAGUUGACCAUAACAUGAAAUCAGGCAAUGAGCGAAAAGAAUGCCCUUACUUCCAUGAACUGCAGGACUUUUACGGGUACAGACCCAAUGUUACUCCAUUGUAUGUAAGCAGCUCCAUCAAGUCACCUCAGACUCAAAGCUCUUCUGUAGAGACAGAAGAUGAGAAAGAUGUAGAAAAACAAACAUCAAAGAAGCCAAAGGUGAAGCAUAACCGCAAGGAUGCAGUUGUUGAAAUGCUACAAGCGAUGCGUGAUGACAUGAAGCAGGAACAAAAACAGUUAAUGGAAGUUUUAACCAAACAGCACGAAGACCGUAUGGCAAAUGAGAAAGGCAAACUAGAACUUUUUGCAUAUCUUGCUUACAGGGGUUUCUCGCAGGGCCCCCUUUUCAUAUCGUCUACCAUGCAUCUUAUCACCCUUUCGCAUUUCCGUACAGUUUUCAAAAAACUGCUAGCAAUCUCCAACUUAUCUGACAGGCAUUACAAACUCCACAGCUUCAGAAUAGGUGCAUGCACCCAAGAAAUUAUGACCGGAACUCAGAUGUCAUGCAAAUGGGACGUUGGCGUUCCCAUGCAUUCAAACGUUUUAUCGGGGUUCCGAAAAUACAAAUGGCAACAUCUACGUGAAUUUAUAACAACUUAUAUUAAUAAUUCAAACUGA